Zootoca vivipara (common lizard) is the source of this 6876-nucleotide messenger RNA. The record is from RefSeq and is a predicted model, not a curated record. Lineage: Eukaryota; Metazoa; Chordata; Lepidosauria; Squamata; Lacertidae.
CCCCUUUAUGCCCCAAAAUUCUACCCCUCCCCUUUAUACUGAGUUUCUGGGGUUGUGUAUUAUCAUUGUCAUUAUUGCCAUUAUCUUUCUUCUUGACUUUCUGGCAGGGUUUCCCCCAAAGAGCCCUCUGCGCUCCCGCCAAAUUGCACGCAGCAACAUCUGCUUUGUGGAAUUGGGACCCCUUUCCCCCCAAAAAAACCCACCCACAUUAUCUCUUCUUAAUAAGGAUGCCUUGAGACGGAUAACUCCGUCCUCCCAUCCCACCCCUGGAAACUUGUCUUUACAGACCCUCUCAAAAUAACAUUGCAAAACCUUACCUGCCACCUUUUGUGCAACGCUGCAAAACCUUACUUGCUCAGCUCUUAACCUAAGCACAACCGAGGCCCUGUUGACCAGCUCUUGCCCACCCACUAUCCCCAAAUCUCUUCUGGUCGCUGGGGACAUCUCCCCAUUUCUGAAGGCUAAACACAGUUGUUGGUUCAUAGCCAGAGUGGCCCGGCAGGUGCGUGGGUGGUUUCUCCCCCCAAACAUUUCUUUACAUUUCCUCUUCCCCUGCCCCUUUGAAAGGAGAGGUGUCCUUAUUUCCAUUAUCCUUUAACACCCUAUACACUUUCCUUUGACAGAGGAGAUAAGCACUGAGGGGCAUAGACAAGUCCUAGAGACCUGUUAGAUGUCCUGCUGACCCAUUAGCUUUCCCCUCCCACCCCACAACACCCCAGAAAAGCCAGGAAGGGGAAGUAGUUCUCUGAGAUUUCUCUCAUUUGACCCCUCAGUGUUUGCAUCUGCACGGUGAGUAGAGGGGUCUGUCUCCCCCUCAAGCAGUCCUCCCAUUGUUGGGAACAUUUCCCUGAAGUUAGGAGGAAACGAUUGCACCCUUUGGGAGCUGGGGUGGCUCCCCAGGGCUUUCGUCAUGGCUGGUGCCAUUGCAUCGCGCAUGAGUUUCAGCUCACUGAAGAGAAAGCAGCCCAAGACCUUCACGGUGCGGAUUAUCACCAUGGAUGCUGAGAUGGAGUUCAACUGUGAGGUCAAGUGGAAAGGAAAGGACCUGUUUGACCUGGUGUGCAGGACACUGGGACUCCGCGAAACGUGGUUCUUUGGCCUGCAAUACAUGAUCAAAGACACAAUGGCAUGGCUCAAGAUGGAUAAGAAGGUCCUGGACCACGAUGUUCCAAAGGAGGAGCCGGUCACUUUUCACUUCCUGGCCAAGUUUUACCCAGAGAAUGCAGAAGACGAGCUUGUUCAGGACAUCACUCAACACUUAUUUUUCCUUCAAGUGAAGAAGCAGAUAUUGGAUGAGAAGAUUUCCUGUCCCCCAGAGGCAUCUGUCCUCCUUGCCUCUUACGCAGUCCAAGCCAAGUAUGGUGACUACGAUCCCACUGUUCACAAGCGUGGCUUCUUGGCCCAAGAAGAGUUGCUCCCAAAGCGGGUGAUAAACUUAUACCAGAUGACCCCGGAAAUGUGGGAAGAAAGAAUAACAGCUUGGUAUGGCCAACAUCGAGGCAGAGCCAGGGAUGAAGCUGAAAUGGAGUACCUGAAGAUUGCCCAGGACCUCGAGAUGUAUGGCGUGAACUACUUUGCAAUCCGGAAUAAGAAAGGAACCGAGCUGCUGCUGGGUGUGGAUGCCUUGGGCCUGCACAUAUAUGAUAUGGAAAACAGGCUGACCCCCAAAAUUUCAUUUCCGUGGAAUGAGAUUCGGAACGUCUCUUACAGCGAUAAGGAGUUUACGAUAAAGCCUCUGGACAAAAAGAUCGAUGUCUUCAAAUUCAACUCUUCAAAGCUGCGUGUGAAUAAGCUGAUCUUGCAGCUGUGCAUUGGAAACCAUGACCUGUUCAUGAGGAGGAGGAAAGCAGACUCCCUGGAAGUCCAGCAGAUGAAAGCCCAAGCCCGGGAGGAGAAGGCCAGGAAACAGAUGGAACGCCAGCGUUUAGCUCGAGAGAAGCAGAUGCGGGAAGAGGCAGAGCGGACGAGGGACGAGUUGGAGAGGAGGCUGCUGCAGUUGAAAGAUGAGGCGACGAUGGCUAACGAAGCCUUGAUGAGAUCCGAAGAAACGGCCGACUUACUGGCCGAGAAAGCUCAGAUCACGGAAGAGGAAGCGAAGCUCCUGGCUCAGAAAGCCGCCGAGGCGGAGCAGGAGAUGCAGCGGAUCAAAGCCACGGCUAUCCGGACCGAGGAGGAGAAACGGCUGAUGGAGCAGAAGGUGCUGGAGGCAGAGAUGCUGGCGCUGAAGAUGGCGGAAGAGUCGGAGCGAAGGGCGAAGGAGGCCGAUCAGCUCAAGCAGGACCUCCAGGAAGCUCGAGACUCUGAGCGAAGAGCCAAGCAGAAGCUAUUGGAAAUAACCAGCAAGUCGUCUUACACACAGCCGAUGAACUCAAGCUCAACGGCGCUCCCUGCUGACAUGCCAACCUUCAACCUCAUCAGCGAAAGCCUCUCCUUUGACUUCAAGGAUACUGACAUGAAGAGGUUGUCCAUGGAGAUAGAGAAAGAGAAGGUGGAGUACAUGGAGAAAAGCAAGCACCUCCAGGAGCAGCUGAACGAGCUGAAGACUGAGAUCGAGGCUCUGAAGCUGAAGGAGAGGGAGACGGCGAUGGACAUCUUGCACAGCGAGAACAACGAGCGGGGUAGCAGCAAGCACAAUACCAUCAAGAAGCCUCAAGCCCAGGGCAGAAGACCUAUCUGCAUUUGAGACCUUCCAACUCACCUUGCAGAGCACAAAGUCCCGUGUGGCCUUCUUCGAGGAGCUCUAGUAAGCGAGCCGGUUCUUUGCUCCUGAGCCAGCGCCCGACUGAUGCGGACCCUCCGUUUGAAGACUCAGCCAUAGCCGGCCACGAAUCCCUCCUUCCUGGCUGCCCCCUGAACUGUGACCCCCUCUUCGCGCAUUUUCGAAGAGUUUGGCGUGAUGCUCCCCUGCUUCGUACUUUUGCAGUUUCUUUGUUUUUUAAUAAUCUUUGUAUAACACACGACUGUGACAUACCAUUUAGCUUCUUCUUCCUUUCUUUUUAAAGUGUUUGUAUUGAUUGUGACUUGUAUUAACGUGCUCCCAAGACGGGAUGGGUGGGGGCACCAGCAUGAGACCCCUUUUCACUUCCCGCCUCUCUGUAGGGGCACGACAACGCUCCUUCCUGCGGACGAGAGAGGCGGCUCUUUCCCAUCAAGGAGCCUUUAACAUCUAGUAUUCUCUGUCGGCUAGUGCAAGACCCCUCGUGCUCGCGGGUAGCAGUGUUUAAAGCUUGCACGGCAAAGGGAUCCGGCGCAACAGUUGCACCAGACGAAGCUUGUUGGGGAACAGCCGAUCCUGGCGCAACAGCCGGUUCUUGUUGCGCGAUCCGUUGUGCCGCCAUCGAGGGUGCUGCACUCCCGUUCCCCCUUGCGCAAGAAGGACACUGCUAAGUGACUUCAACUUAGCCCCCUACGUUCUGAACCAAAUGGAAGGAUCAUCAGGGAGCCUCUUUUAGACGUCAAGCUCUCUCCUUCCUUCUGAACCAAGCUGGCAGAGGGUCAUUGAGUGGGCUCUGAAGGAAGCUGUCUUCAGCUGAGUCAGACCACUGGGUCCAUCUAGCUCAGUAGUGUCCACACCAAUUGGCAGCGUCUUUCCAGGAUUUCGGGCAGGGGGUAUCUCCCAGCAAAAGCAGAUGGUCCUUCCCCUAUGCCGUCUUGACCUCGGUUGCAUACAGAGAGGUCAAACUCUGUACAAGGCUGGUGCUCAGUGUUUAAAAAUCCCAGGUUGUUUUGUGGUUUUUUUUUGCACUUUUUGUUUCAAGGCGUAUCAUUUUAAUCACAGGAUUUGGGGUGGGGGUGGGGGAUUGUGCAAAAAUUUGCUUCUCACAAGAAGUAGGAUAGCAUCAGGAACAGGGAGGGCGAAGUAUGGGGAAUGGGGGGGCCCAGAAGCCCCAACCCAAGGUGCUGUGGAAUAUACCGGGUCUUUAGAUGCACAACAACAGAGCCCCUCCGCCAUUUGACCCCUGCGAGAUGUCCUGCCCCCCCCCCCCGCUAAUCCACUGUGGAAUUUUGAAUUCUUAAUGGACAGGGCAGGUGCCUCUUUGUAAAGAUUUCUCUUUUUUGCUUUUUAAAGUUAAAUUGAGUACUAGACUGCAGUGGCUUCAUGCCUGAGAAAAUACGUGUAGCUUUGCAAGAACACUCAGCAUUCACUCCUGUGGGAUGACUGUCAGGGAGCAACAUGCAUACACAAAGCUACUCUCCCUCUCCCUCAGACACAAAUCCCUUUCCUUCUCAGCUUCUAGCAUUCUGAUCUUCGGUCAUUUAAAAAGGAAACCCGCGACUCUUUGUGUACUGCAAUACCUCAGCGAGAGAGACGAUCUCUCUCGCUCAAAAGCCUCAGAUGAAUUUUCUAGCUUCCAAGCCUUUGUGUUGCCCCUGGUCCCGUUGAUCUCCUUUUUGUGCUGCUAUCAAGGGAUGCAAUGACUAAAGGGGCCUGCCAUUUUAAAGGUGGAGUUUCUAUCACUCUCAAAGUGGUGCUGUUACCAAAAUAAACAUAAAACCCCAGCCAUGUUAGUUUCCCACUUCCAACAUGGCCACUACCCCUGUAGGCUCACCUUGUCUUGCCUUUCCUCGUUUUCUGAUCGGUCGAAACGAUGGAUUCGUACAUGUUCGAAAGGAGGAGGAGUGGAGGGACCAGUGGGAGGCUGAGCUUAUAAACAAAAGGUUGUUUCUGGGGUUACUAGUAGCAGCACAGUGAGAAAGGCCCAGUCAGUCUGAACCUGGCCAUCUUGUUUGAAAGAUGCCGGAUUAAAGGUGCAUUGGGUGGUGCCCUGUUCAGGAUCCUCAAAACACCGACUUUGGUUCUGCCUUGCCUCACUCAAAAUUGGAUGUAAGCAGUUGGAGUUUCUGAACUGCUGAAAAGAGAGGCUCUUGCUUUUCCAGGCAAGUAAGAGAAAUAAAACACUUGACGAAAGUUUAGGAUUGGACAAAUUCUUGGAGGAUCAGUCUAUCAACGGCCACUAGCCAUGAUGGCUGGGUUCCACCUCCACUGUCAGAGGCCGUAUGCCUCCGAAUGCCAGUAACGGGGGAAUCACAAGUGCAGACAGUUGCCGUUGUGCUCAGAUCCUGCUUGUUGGCUUCCCAUUGGAGCAUCUGGUUGGCCACCGUGAGAACAGGAUGCUGGACUAGAUGGGCCAUUGGCCUGAUCCAGCAGCCAGGCACUUCUGAUGUUCUUACAGCAGCUAUCUCUGUCUUUUGCCGGUAAUGGCAAACCAUGUUUUGGCUUAGUUUGUCAAAGCCAUUUUACAGUCGCUUUUUUAGCUUUUUUAAGAGCAAACUAAAACGUUUUUUGAAAUGCUGGUGUGCAUCCUCACUUCACAUGGGCUGUGGCCCAAAUCGUUGUACUGUGCAUUUAUCUGAAUCCUUGAGAGAGCCACGGCACUUGCAGUAAAACAGGGCUUUGUUUCUUUAGACGGCUGCCUUGGGUGUUACUCCAGCGGUGUUCAGCCAUUAGUAAUUGGGCCAGAUCUGCAGAGCUCUUUGUUGCCAGAGUCCUGACCAUAGCUGCCAAGUUUUCCCUUUUCUCGCGAGGAAGCCUAUUCAGCAUAAGGGAAAAUCCCUUAAAAUAAGGGAUAACUUGGCAGCUAUGGUCCUGACCCACCCUCCACUAUCGAUAGAGGGCUGCCAGUGCCUUCUAGCCACGAUGGCUUUGCUCUGGAGGCAGUGAUGUUUCUGAAUCCCACUUGCUGAAAGUCACAAGAGGAGAGACUGCUCCUGCCCUCAUAUUCUGCUUUCUGAGUUUCCCAGGGGCGUCCGGUUGACCCCUGGGCAUAGCUGCCAAGUUAUCCCUUUUUAAAAGGGAUUUUCCAUUAUGCUGAAUAGGCUUCCUCGCGAGAAAAGGGAAAACUUGGCAGCUAUGCCCCUGGGAGAACAGGAUGCUGGACUAGAUGGGCCACUGGCCUGAUCCAGCUGGGCUCUUCUGGACCUCACUGCUGAAAUGCUCAAAAGACCACGUCCCAGACUUAAAGAUAUGGCCUGUGCCCACCCUGCAUUGGUGGCACAUCAUUUUAAGCUGGGUUUUCUCUGCAUCACAUAUUCGCAAACACUUUUCGGAAGCAGGCAAGUCAGGCCCUGGAACCACGCGUGAGUCGAAGUUGCUUUUUUCUGCAUUGCCUAUCCAGGGAUUGCCAAUCUUCUUUUUUAAAAAAAUUGGGCAAUUUUGGAUUUUGGAGUGGGUGGUGUGGGUGCCACUCCCUCUGGUUAGUUCUCUCGUUCACCCAAGCGUUGUCCGACCUCUCUUGUUGCAUUUGGCUCCUGUACUGCAAAUUGGGCAACCAUGGAGUAAAAGGCAAGGAGGGUGUGAGAUGGUGGAGACAGCUUUGCUGCCUGAAAUACGAAACAGCAGCUGACCCUCAGCAUGGUCUCUGACUGGAGGUAGGUAAUGGCCUUCCAGAUGUUGUUGAAGUCAUCAUCCCUGGCCAUUAGAUCUUGGUGGCUUCUGGGAAUUAGUAGUCAACAGCAACAACAACUGGAGGGCCAGGCAUUCCUUGCCCUUAAAUUAGGGUGUGGGGGCCCAGCCUUCAGACACAUUUGAUCUCUGGGGCCUCAUGUCACUGGAUCCCAGACAUGCAACUAGCCCAGAUGUUCAACCCAGAGUUUGGUUCAACAACCUUUCCCCCACCCCGACUUGUUUUUGCAGAUGGGAGUUUGUCUCUCUUGAUACUAUUAUUUUUUACAAAAAAAGUUUGUACUGAAUCUUGAAAAUGUAUAUCUGAAAUUCAGAUAUCUGGCGCAUCCUCAACCCCCCCCCAUUGUGUUGUUUCCUUAAGAGGGGUCUUGAUAUGGACAGACCCUAUUUUCUAUUCCCAUGGAUUGUUAUAUACUCUGCAGAAUUGAUUUGUUUCUCAUUUGGGGUUUUAAUAAAAAUUCCAAGCACUUGGA